Molecule: messenger RNA, 1995 nt
Organism: Ylistrum balloti
Lineage: Eukaryota; Metazoa; Mollusca; Bivalvia; Pectinida; Pectinidae
Exons: 1
Coding region: 1-1995 (664 amino acids)
Source: RefSeq, a predicted model, not a curated record
AUGAAAAUAUUGGGCAUGAGUUCUCGUUAUUUCGGAAUGUUUGGUGUACGCCAUAUAAAAAAAAUGGUAGCUCUAACGUUCUUUGGUGGAUUUUGUAUGGUAUAUAGCUACUUUAAAUAUUUUCAGGAGCCCCUCUAUGUGUUCAUGCACAAUGAUAUACAUAGCCAGUGUGUUUUGCCUAAUAUUGAUCCUAACGAUCCUACUAUCAUGAAAUUCUACAACUGGCAUCCUCCCCCACUAGUAUGUGAUCCCAACCCAACGCUUACUUUCGUGGACGAUUCUGGACUUUUGAGAUUUAACGAAAGUGUAUACGAUCCUUCCAAAACCGACGGAAAAUUAAAUUGUGUUUACAGUAUUGUUACUCUAGUCAAUGAUUUCAAAGUAAAAUUCGAACCCGAAACCGCUAUUGAAGGACCCGUUGACGUGCCAGCGGAUGCUUUUGUUGUACGAUGUCGAAAUCCAUCUGGACAAAUUGUCUAUGAAAACGUUCACCAGAAAAUAGACAGAAAAUCCAAAGAGAAAACAAAGGAAAUAAAAGACGAAAGUGAUGACAAUCUCAGCGUACUAAUGUUUGGAAUAGAUUCUGUUUCAAGGUUAGCAGCUAUUCGGAAGCUGCCUAAGACAGUGAAAUAUAUAAAAGAAACUCUCGGAGGUUUUGUAUUUCAGGGAUACAACAAAGUAGGCGAUCAUACAUUUCCAAAUCUUUUGGCACUACUCUGUGGGAAAACCCAGUUUGGAUUUGAAGAUGUCGAUCUAGACAAAGAUUUCGCCGACAAUUAUCCCUUUAUUUGGUACGAGUUUGAGAAGAAAGGGUAUGUUACUCUACAUGGCGAAGACUGGCCAGAAAUCGCUACUAUCAACCAGGUGAUGAAGGCGGGAUUUGAAAAACCACCAACCACUCAUUACAGCCGUUCCUAUUGGCUGGCGAUGAGGAAAAUUCAACCAAUGCAAUACACGAUUGACCAGGUGUUCAUGUUUCUUGAAUCCAAGGCAAUGAAACUACGGAAGUCCUCGUCUCUUUGUUAUGGCAACCGUCCCAACCAUAUGUUGAUAGUGGAUCAUUUCAAACAGUUUGUACAUACAUACAAAGGGAAAAGAAAAUUUGCGUUUACAUGGCUUAACGAACUGGCUCACAAUUAUGUUAAUUUUCUAGAAUACGGUGACAAUGACUUUAUGGAAUUUGUGAAAUGGUUACAUCUUGAAGGUCAUUUAAACAAAACUGUGUUGCUUUUCUUUAGUGAUCAUGGUUCAAGAGUUGACGAAAUACGUAACACAUACAUUGGACGUAUAGAAGAUAGAAUGCCAUUUGUUUCUAUAGUGAUUCCAGAAGUUUUAAAAAAGAAGUACCCGGCCAUUGUUGAAAAUUUACGAGCAAAUGAACAAAGACUUACAACAACUUUUGAUACAUAUUCAGCGUUACGUGAUGUGUUAAAUAAUAAAUAUGAAAAUUUGACGGAUGAAGUCCGGACCGACACGCCACAAGCUGUGAGUAUAUUCAAGCGUAUUCCUAAAGUUCGCUCAUGCGCAGAUGCAAAGAUUCCUGAACAUUAUUGCGCGUGUUAUUCAUCCCAAGCCGUUAACAAAACAAAACCAAUUCUGAAAGUUAUUGCUAAUUUCGUACUACAGAAUAUAAAUGAUUUCUUACUUCCGGUACGGAACAAGUGUGCCAGAUUAUCUGUAGCCUCAAUCAUGGAGGCAAGAAUUGUUAAAAAUAAUCUAGAACGAAAAGCAGACCAGGAAAUUAAGUUUACAUUGAGGAAUUGGAUAUCUUCUCCAGAACAACGGGACAACACGAAAUAUCUUAUUUACAUCAGGACCACGCCCGGAAAUGCCACGUUCGAGGCUUCCGUCUUAAGAAGUCCGAACGGCAAUAUGAAAAUAAUGGACGAUAUCAGCAGGACUAAUCGUUAUGGUAACCAGUCUGCGUGUGUCGCAGACAGAUUCCUUAAAGGCUACUGCUUCUGUACUGUGGAUGAAGUGGCUACUGUUAUAUAA